GGGUGUGUGGAUAUCUGGGAGCCUAAAGUACUACGAUCUGCCUGUGGAUCACAUUUCCGAGUUCCAAUCAUUAACAAUAUAUCUUGGGGAAGCAUGUCAAACUACCUGCAAAAAGAGCCUCAAGUACUAUUGGCAUCAACUUUGAGUAAUGAAAUACAGCAAUUGCAUCCCCAUUACAGUUUUGAAGAUAUUGAUCAAUUAAUCAGACAAUCAGAAAGUGAUGAGUCAAUAGAUGAUGACUCAGAGACCAGUGAGUCAGACAGUGAUGAGACACAAGAAAACAAAAUAGACUUAUCUGUUGAGGAGGAAAUGUACCACAAAGUACCACUAUCUCACAAUGUGUAUCACCGGGUUUCUUAUACAGGAAAAGAGAUUGUUCUUGUAGUUGGCAAUGAAGCUCAUGGACUAAGUGCUGAUGCUAAAAAGUUUGCUUUCAAACAUUAUGGCCAGUAUGUAUCCAUUCCAUUGGCUAAUGGAGUUGAUAGCCUAAAUAAUGUUGUGGCUGCUUCUAUUUUUAUGUUUGAAAUUCGGAAGCAACUGAAUAGUUCUCGCCAAGUAUAACAUAUUAACUUUGAUUUCAGUAGAUUAGAAAGUGCAGUAUGUAAAAUAUGUUUUAUAUGGAUUGAUGAAAUUUCUGUGAGAAUAUAUUUAAAUAUACCCAAAGCUUAAUUUCACAUU
Octopus bimaculoides (California two-spot octopus) is the source of this 678-nucleotide messenger RNA. RefSeq names its product rRNA methyltransferase 3A, mitochondrial. Gene Ontology annotation, molecular function: RNA methyltransferase activity; RNA binding. Gene Ontology annotation, biological process: RNA processing. Lineage: Eukaryota; Metazoa; Mollusca; Cephalopoda; Octopoda; Octopodidae. The record is from RefSeq and is a predicted model, not a curated record.